CAGUCCCAGGGUUCUGAAGAGAAGUGGUAAGUUCACUGCAGAUUUUGACUGAGCUCCGGACACAAAACUUCGCCAUGAAGGUAACAGGCAUCUUUCUUCUCUGUGCCUUGGUCCUGCUGAGUUUAUCUGGUGACACUAGAGCUGACUCCCUGGGAAGAGAGGCUAAAUGUAACAAUAAUGCGGGUGGAUGUACCAAGAUCUAUAACCCUGUCUGUGGGACUGAUGGAAAUACAUAUCCUAAUGAAUGCAUUUUAUGUGUGGAAAAUCAGAAGCGCCAGAUGCCUGUCCUCAUUCAAAGAUCUGGGCCUUGCUGAGAACCAAGGUUCCGAAAUCCCAUGAGGUCACCAUGAAGCCUGGCUGACCUGAUUGUUGAAUAAAAUGCAUCUAAAUACUU
This is a messenger RNA of Equus quagga, 394 nucleotides long. It is a transcript of the gene SPINK1, whose product is annotated as serine peptidase inhibitor Kazal type 1. NCBI's taxonomy places the organism in Eukaryota, Metazoa, Chordata, Mammalia, Perissodactyla, Equidae. Gene Ontology annotation, molecular function: protein binding; serine-type endopeptidase inhibitor activity. The record is from RefSeq and is a predicted model, not a curated record. Bases 75 to 314 code for a protein of 79 amino acids. The transcript is spliced from 4 exons.